This is a messenger RNA of Medicago truncatula (barrel medic), 947 nucleotides long. RefSeq names its product putative xyloglucan endotransglucosylase/hydrolase protein 1. Bases 36 to 902 code for a protein of 288 amino acids. The record is from RefSeq and is a predicted model, not a curated record. Gene Ontology annotation, cellular component: apoplast; cell wall. Gene Ontology annotation, molecular function: xyloglucan:xyloglucosyl transferase activity; hydrolase activity, hydrolyzing O-glycosyl compounds. The transcript is spliced from 5 exons. NCBI's taxonomy places the organism in Eukaryota, Viridiplantae, Streptophyta, Magnoliopsida, Fabales, Fabaceae. Gene Ontology annotation, biological process: cell wall biogenesis; xyloglucan metabolic process.
UUUAAAACAUAUUGCACUGUUUUUUUCUUAUCGCCAUGGUUGGUAUGCUCAAACAACAAAGCUUCUUCUUGUUUGUCACUCUCUUCGUUGCAGCAUUGAUAUGUGUUAGCAAAGCUGUUGAGGUAAGCUUCAAACAGAACUACAAGGUUACAUGGGGAAGAAAUCACGUUUUGUUUUUUGACAACGGUAGAGAAGUUCAACUCUCAUUUGAUAAGAUUUCAGGAGCUGGGUUCAGAUCAAAAUUGGAAUAUUCUUCUGGGUUCUUUCGGAUGAGAAUUAAGAUACCUACCAAGGAUUCACUAGGAGUUGUUACAGCUUUCUAUCUUACUUCAAAGGCAUUUGCACACUUGGGAGGGAAACAUGAUGAGAUUGACUUUGAAUUCUUGGGCAACAAAGGAGGGCCAUAUACGUUGCAAACAAACGUGUUUGCGAGUGAUGAAGGGGGGAGAGAACAAAGGCAUAGCCUUUGGUUUGAUCCAACAAUCGAUUUUCAUACAUAUGGAAUCCUUUGGAACCAACACCAAAUAGUGUUUUAUGUGGAUGAAACACCCAUUAGGAUAUUCAAGAACAAGUCAAACAAGGGAGUGAGUUUUCCUUCAAAUCAAAUGCACGUUACAGUUAGCAUAUGGAAUGGGGAACCAUGGGCAUCUAAUGGUAAGAAAAUUGACUGGAAACAAGCACCUUUCUUGGCUCAAUUUCAAAUGUUCAACAUUCAUGGCUGCCAAUCACAUAAUCCAAGAAAAUAUGACUGCUAUUCUCCCCAUUUAUGGUGGAAUGGCAUGAAAUAUUGGGAACUAAACCCACAACAACAAAGAGAAUAUGAAGAUGUGAGGAGGAUACAUUUGUUGUAUGACUACUGUUCUGACAGAGGACAACUACAUAAAGAAUGUCAAAUUAGGUGACUCAUAUGAAAUCAAUUCUUAGUUGUAAAGAGAAUAAAUACUUUC